AUGUCGUUUCAAUAUCCGUCUCGUACUGUGCAAAGACAUACCGCAACGUCCCCUAGCCCGCUGCGCCACGCAUCAACCCUCUCGACAGGCUCUUCUGACUACUCGAACUCCUCACAUCCAAGCCGAACGAGUACGCUCAGUUCACACGCGUCAAACGGAUACGUAAGCAGUACUUCACCGCACAGGCGCGGAGGCAGUGAAACUACCGUGACGGCCGCAUCACCGACGAGGGAUCGAGGGGACUACUUCGAACCGAAAGAUGUCAGUCCGUCUGGAGCUUACCGGUCGACGCGCGCUUCACUCCGACCAUUGUCACAAGCGCCAGCCAGCUCUCCGCCGCCUCGGGAGAAGAGCUCGACAUACUCAAGCCAUGGCCGCUCUUACAGCGUCGAUCCGGUCCCGCGACCCCAGUAUGACGCUGCAACAUCUCCGUCGCCGAAGGCAAGACCACAGAGUACCACUUUCACUAGAUCAGACUCGGCCGUCUCGACCCUCUCUGGUCACACGCACGAUCCUUUCGUCGAUAGCUCCAAUGCUCCUACGCCAGACAGACAUGACAGCCCUGCUGUUGUACCCCGCUCAGACUCGACGCGCAUGAGAGCGCACGACGUAUGGCAGACCAGAGAAGCCUCACAAGCAGCUGAUCACAACAAGUCAGCAUCGAUAACGCUCAAGUCUCGACCGCAGUCCUUGGUAUUAGCGAGAUCAGACUCCCUCCGAGCACGGCCACCCGAACAAUCGCACGAUGUCGAGCCUCCUCUACGGCUCCGCUCGAGCGAGCCGAAACCAAGGCCUCAUUCAAUAGCCAUCUCGCGGUCAGAUUCUAUCCGCCCAGCAUACGAGCGGGGCAACAGCCUAGAGCCCAUGCAAUCACCGCAAACAGAUGGUGCAACAUCACCGCCAGCCAAGUCUCGUCCCCACAGCCUAGCGAUCUCCCGGUCAGACUCCAUCCGUGCGCCUGCCCACGACAGAGCUUCUCGUGCCAACGGCAACCACCUUCACCUUCCCUCCCAGCUCGACAAAGCGGACCUCAAGACUCUUCAAAAGUCCGCAACGGGGCACCUACGUACGCUAUCAAAAUUCAGCGAAGAUGGCGAAGAAGAUUUCACGAUCAAGUCACGCGACCAGGAGGUAGUCGGCAUGCAUGGGCGUAGAAGGCUCCAGCGUUCAGGCUCCAAGCUGGGCAAGAAGACUACCACUGUCGGCUACGCGGGCCGCACAUGGAUGGACACCCAACGCCAGUUUCUUCAGGCCUACGAGUACUUGUGCCAUAUAGGCGAGGCGAAAGAAUGGAUUGAAGACAUAAUCGAACAGCCCAUCCCGCCCAUAGUGCAGCUCGAAGAGGCGCUCCGAGACGGUGUGACCCUAGCGGAAGUGGUGCAGGCGCUGCACCCGGAGCGGCCGCUCAGGAUUUUCAGGCAUCCGCGACUACAGUUCAGACACUCGGACAACAUCGCGCUGUUCUUCCGCUUCCUGGCCGAAGUUGAGCUGCCGGAGCUGUUUCGGUUCGAGCUGGUGGAUCUGUACGAGAAGAAGAAUAUCCCGAAGGUCAUCUACUGCAUCCAUGCGCUCUCCUGGCUGCUAUUCCGCAAGGGGAUCGUCGACUUCCGAAUCGGGAACCUGGUCGGUCAACUCCAGUUCGAGGACCAUGAGCUGGAGGCCAUGCAGAAGGGCCUCGACAAGUCUGGCGUAAGCAUGCCGAACUUCUCGGGCAUGAGUGCGAACUUCGGCGCGGAGCCCGAACCAGAGCCGGAACCGGUAGAGAGUGAGGAGGAGCGCAUAGGCAGGGAACUUGCCGAGAAUGAAGGCAGUGUUUUGGAUUUGCAAACCCAGAUCCGAGGCGCAAUGACCCGAAUAAAGUGUGGAGAGAUGUGGAAUGGAUUUUGUGACGCCGAAGAAGCCCUCGUACACCUACAGUCGAAGAUCCGCGGCGAUUUCGUAAGAGAAGUCAUUCGAUACCGGCUAGACAUGAAGAAGUUCGCGGUAAGCAUCCAGAGCUUAUCUAGAGGAUACCUCGUGCGUUCAAAACGGAAAGAGAAGAAGACCUACUGGAAGAACCGAGAACAGGAUGUCGUUCUGCUACAGAGUCUCGUCCGGGCUCGUAAAGCUAGGCAGGAGACACAAUUCAUCAAGUCUAGGAUACAGCGCCAGGAACAUGGCAUCCGAGACCUACAAGCUCUUUUCCGAGGUGUUCUAAAGAGAUGGGAUGUUGGCGACAAGUACUUCGAGACACGAGAGGCCGAGCCAGAAGUGCUAGAGCUACAGUCAGCGAUUCGAGGAGCUCUCGCACGAAGGAAGGUCGGCGACCAGCUCGCAGAGACACGACAAGUGCAGGCCGAGGCUGCUGUGUGUGACUUACAGUCAGCGAUACGGGCCGCGUUCGUCCGAAAGGAGAUCAAGGAGCAGAAGUCUGAAGCGAUACGGUCAGGGAAGCAGGUUCAGAUCUUCCAAGCAGCAGUCCGGGGUAUGCUUCAAAGACAAGCGUACAGGACAGACAAUGAAAGCUUGCGGCGACAUCAGUCUACGAUGUCAUUCCUGCAGGCCGCUGCGAGAGGAGCCAUCGCAAGGCAACACGAUUUUCACAUCCGGCAGAGUCUUGAGGCUCCGACAGUGCAAUGGAAGACCCUUCAAUCACACGCACGAGGCAUGAAGGUUCGAGAGUGGCAUGACGGGCUACUGCAACAGCUGUAUGCCGAGUCUCCAGCAGUGAUCGAUUUGCAAGCCAUCGCACGGGGCCUUAGGAUACGCAAAGAAACUGCUGCCCUUAUGUUGGCCUUAAGGGAACAUGAGGCUUCGACCCUGGAGCUACAGUCUAGAAUCCGCGGACAGCUAUUACGGCAGAGGCACAUCGCCACGCUGAAAGCACUUGACAAAGAAUCCAGCGCUGUUCUAGAUCUUCAACGAUUGGCUAGAGGCUCCAUGCAGCGUCAACAUACCUAUGACUUGCUCUGUGAACUUCAAAACCACGAGCCCGAGAUCAUCAGCCUCCAGUCUGCCGCGCGAUCCGCUCUCCUGAAGCGGGAGAUCGGGACCCUUCUGAUGCAGGUAGAGACAGAAGAGGAAGCGAUCAUUGACCUCCAGGCCCUCUCUCGAGGAAAGCUUAUCCGGCACAGGUUUGCAGAAAAGCAGAAGCACUACAAGGAGAAUAUGGAGAAAGUCAUCAAGAUCCAGAGCUUCAUUCGAGGCAGGCAACAAGGUGAAGCGUACAAGAGCUUGACCAGUGGCAAGAAUCCUCCUGUUGGAACCAUCAAGAACUUCGUUCAUCUCCUCAAUGAUAGUGAUUUCGACUUCGAUGAGGAGAUUGAAUUCGAACGCCUGCGGAAGACCGUGGUCCAACAUGUGCGCCAGAACGAGCUCGCCGAGCAAUACAUCGACCAACUCGACAUCAAAAUCGCCCUCCUCGUCAAGAACAAGAUCACCCUCGACGAAGUUGUGAAGCAUCAACGCCACUUUGGCGGCCACGUCGGCAGCCUGCUGCAGAACAAGGAGAUUGCUUCAGCCAACGCAUUCGACCUGAAGGCGCUCAACAAGAAUUCCCGAAAGAAGUUGGAGCAUUACCAAGAACUUUUCUUCAUGCUUCAAACUCAACCACAGUACCUUGCUCGACUGUUCAAGAGAAUCCGCGAGCAAGUCACUGCUGAGAAGGAAUGCAAACGUAUCGAGCUGCUCAUCAUGGGUCUUUUCGGCUUUGCUCAAAAGCGAAGAGAAGAGUACUAUCUGCUCAAGCUCGUUUCUCGUGCGAUCAAGGAAGAGGUGGACAGCUGUUCCUCACUACAAGAUUACCUCCGCGGCAACUUCUUCUGGUCCAAGAUCCUGAACAAUUACAUCCGCUCGCCGCGAGACCGCAAGUUCUUGAAGGACCUACUGGGGCCGCUCAUUAAGGAGAACAUCAUUGAGAACGAAGGCUUAGACCUCGAGAGCGACCCAAUGCAAAUCUACCGCUCAUCGAUCAACAACGAGGAGCUGCGAACAGGUCAGCGGAGUCGCAGAAAUCCGGAUGUGCCGCGCGAGGAAGCCAUUCGGGACCCUGAGACACGUGAAACGUUCAUCAGGCAUCUACAGGACCUCCGCGACAUCGCCGAUCUGUUCUUCGUCUCGAUGGAAGAUUUACUCCACCGGAUGCCGUACGGCGUUCGCUUCGUUGCCCAGCAGACAUUCGAGUUUCUCAGAGGCAAGUUCCCGCGCGAGGAUCAGCACUACCUUCUGCAAGUCGUGGGCCACUGGGUGUGGAAGACCUAUUUGCAGCCCGCUCUUACUCAACCGGAAACUUGGGGCGUCGUAGACCGAGGCCUCUCACCUUUACACAAGCGCAAUCUUGGUGAAGUCGGGAAGGUCCUCGGCCAGGUAGCAGCAGGCAAGCUGUUCGGCGGCUCCGGAGGCAAUGACAUCUACCUCCAGCCACUCAACCCCUAUCUCUCCGAAGCCUUUGGCCGGAUGGAAGACAUCUGGAAGACCCUCAUCAACGUCCCCGACGCCGAGCGCAAGUUCGACAUCGAAGAGUUCACCGACCUCUACGCGCGCACAAAACCAACCCUCUACAUCAAGCUGACCGACAUCUUCGCCAUCCACCAGCUAAUCGCAACCGACAUCUCCCACCUCUGCCCUGCAGCCGACGACUCCCUGCGCGAGCUGAUCCGCGAGCUUGGCAGCGCCGCCGCCAACGAGAGCGAAAUGCACGGCGUCGGCGGCACCGAAAUCCGGCUCCAGCUCUCCCCCAAACUCCACGACCUCGAAGACCCCGAAGCGCCGCUAAAAGCGCUCUUCAUGGAAACCAAGCGCUGCGUCCUCUACAUCAUCCGCGUGCAAACCGGCUCAAACCUGCUCGACAUAAUGGUGCGGCCCAUCACGCCCGACGACGAAGACAGAUGGGACGCCCUAGUCCACGAUGAACUGGACUCCCACUCCACCACCGGCGCGACAAAGCCCCGCGGGGCAUACAUGGCCGACCACACCGCCCUCCUCGACAUCACCGGCCUGAGCUAUCCCGACCUCAAACGCACCUGCCUCGAAAACAUCCUCGCCCUCGAAAGCCACGGGCGCAUCACGCGCGCAAACCACUACCAAGACCUGCUCAACAGCAUCGCGCUCGACAUACGGACGAAGCACCGGCGGCGCAUCCAGCGCGCGCGCGAGCUCGACGGCGUGAAAGCGACGCUGGGGAACCUGAACGAGAAAGCCAGCUGGUUGGACCAGCAGCUGAAGUCCUACAACGACUACAUCGAGCAAGCGAUGGUAACCCUCCAGAACAAAAAGGGCAAGAAACGCUUCCUCAUCCCCUUCUCCAUGCAAUACAACCACGAGCGCGAACUCGCGCGCUCAGGCCGCGUGCCCAAGUUCGGCUCCUUCAAGUACUCCGCGCGCACGCUCGCCGAGAAAGGCGUGCUGGUCGCGUGGACAGGCUACGCAGAGCGGCAGUGGGACAAAGUCAACCUGACGAUCAGCAGCGACGAGGUGGGCGUCUUUCACAUCGAGGGCAGUGUCGGGAGCUGCAUGAUCCCUGGAGCCAGUGCCGCCGUGCCGUUGGAUGAUCUGCUGCAGGCGCAGUUCAACAACUGCCAGUUUAUGAAUCUGUUUGGGGAGGGGGCGUUGAGGUUGAACGUCAAUCUGUUUUUGCAUGUCGUGUUUAAGAAGUUUUAUCGGGAUGAGUAG
This is a messenger RNA of Coniosporium apollinis CBS 100218, 5649 nucleotides long. RefSeq lists its product as uncharacterized. Lineage: Eukaryota; Fungi; Ascomycota; Dothideomycetes. Gene Ontology annotation, biological process: regulation of actin cytoskeleton organization; regulation of GTPase activity. The transcript is spliced from 2 exons. Bases 1 to 5649 code for a protein of 1882 amino acids. Gene Ontology annotation, molecular function: GTPase activator activity; actin filament binding; calmodulin binding. The record is from RefSeq and is a predicted model, not a curated record. Gene Ontology annotation, cellular component: cytoplasm.